GGGAAUGGGGAGGGGCUCCACACCCAGUCUUUCCUGUCAUGUGACCUGUACAGAGUUCAUAUCCUCCUAUAAUAAGAAUAGAAGGACUCUAAGAGAUAAAACUCCCGAAUGGCGGCGUCACGGCCGAUCACGUGUUCAGCGCGGUCCCAGCAGCAGCUCUGAGCAGACUGCUGGACCCGGUCGCCAAACCCAUGGCGGACACCUUGCGUCAACUGAGCGCGGCCAAUGUGGCGGUGGUGAACUUGGAGUAUGAUGGAGAGGUUUUACCCGUAUCGGGUUUUGGUCACCUCAUCCCAUCCUUUGAGGACGCCGCCCUGCUGGGGAUUGUGUACGACUCCCUCACCUAUCCGGAACACAACCGAAAAGGAUCGGCAUCUACCAGGCUAACGGUGAUGCUGGGCGGUGCCUGGUUCGAAAGCAGCCUGGGGGACCUGGAGUCCGUUCAUCCCGAGAAGAUUUUGAGUCUGGCGACUGCGGCGGCGGCGACUCAGCUCGGAGUGAAGGAGAAGCCGAGCCGAGCGAUCGUCAGCAUCAAUAAGAGCUGUAUUCCUCAGUAUACGCUGGGACACUGGAAACGCAUCGAAAACCUUUUCUCCUACGUUGAUGAGCACCGCCUCCCCCUCAGCCUGAUCGGAGCCUCGUAUCGGGGCGUGUCUGUGAACGAUUGUAUCUUCAACGCCAAAAAGUCGGUCCAAGGCCUGAUGGGAUGCUAACAGAGGGCGUGUCAUAGAUGGGUGGCCCCGCCCCCCUUCCCGGGUCCAGGCUGUACUGCCUAACAGGAGAACGUCCACACCAAACGACGUUCCUGGCGAUUGGAUGUCUCACCCAGCCAACGGAAAAGACAAGAACCUACCUGGGCCACCUACCUGAUGUCUACCUUCCAAUGUAACGGAUGCAAUUUAAAGCCCUCUUCAUCUCCAGUCUGAUUGUGAGAGGAAGUCCUUGUGAUGGGGAAUCUCGGCCCUCCAGAUGUUUUGGAACUACAUGUCCCAUGAUCCUCCUGCAGUGUAGAUGAGCAUC
Rana temporaria (common frog) is the source of this 1020-nucleotide messenger RNA. It is a transcript of the gene PPOX, whose product is annotated as protoporphyrinogen oxidase. Gene Ontology annotation, cellular component: mitochondrial inner membrane. NCBI's taxonomy places the organism in Eukaryota, Metazoa, Chordata, Amphibia, Anura, Ranidae. Gene Ontology annotation, biological process: heme biosynthetic process. The record is from RefSeq and is a predicted model, not a curated record. Gene Ontology annotation, molecular function: protoporphyrinogen oxidase activity, oxygen as acceptor.